AAUUCACUUGCGGCAAAUUUUCUUGGAGGCUCUAAAUCUAUUGCUGACUACUGCCCUUUCAAUACAGCUUUUUCUAAUACUCAUUGUGCUAAUGCAAGCCAUGCUAUGGGCACAGGUUUAAGUAAUCCAAGAGCUGAAACGUAUGGGGAAGGGUCAAGAUGCGUUGAACACAAUACUUCAUGGGUAGCUGCAGGAAGCUCCAGUAGUGUACCACUUUCUUUCCCUCAAGCUGGCUGCUAUCAGUAUGAAUGCUCUAAUGGUGCCGUUACAAUAUUCAUUCUUGGUCAAUCAUAUCAUUGCAGUCAAGCUGGAGAAGUGUUAACAGUUAAUCAAGUCAACAACAGUGUAACGUAUACAGGAACAAUUAUAUGUCCUUCAUGUCUUGAGAUAUGUUAUGACGACUUUGAGAAUUGCCCUGAAGCAGCUGCACUUUAUCAAGUGGGUGCUUCUACUGCUUCAUCAUCAUCAACCACCGUCAAUGCUACACCUGACCCUAGUGCCACAAAUACUGUAUCUUCUCGAAGUUCCCAAUCAACCAUUGUCAAUGCUACUCCAAGCAGUACAACUGCUCCUAGUACUUCUCCUACUAGCAGUGGAUAUGGUCUCAUUCCAUUCCUCAGUCUCAUGCUGUUUGGAAUUUUAACUGCUAUUUUGAUGAAUAUUGCCAAUUGACACUAAUUUUUAUUGUUAAUUUGUGUUUAGUUUGUUUUUAGCCCAGUGAUAUGUAUUUUUAUGAUUUUAAAA
Molecule: messenger RNA, 744 nt
Organism: Amphimedon queenslandica
Lineage: Eukaryota; Metazoa; Porifera; Demospongiae; Haplosclerida; Niphatidae
Product: leishmanolysin-like peptidase
Exons: 7
Coding region: 106-672 (188 amino acids)
Source: RefSeq, a predicted model, not a curated record